GAGGAUGGGCAUCAACGUCUGGUUACUUUUGGCUUCUCUCUCCCCACCAGUGUGUCGGCAGAGGUGAGAGUAGCAUGGACAAAACAAAAACAACUCAUCUGAGUCUCUCCCUGCAGACAAGACAUGACUCAAGCCUAAAGCCUAUUUGAGAGGGACGUCAGACAGGAUGGCGACUCAGAAUUCAUCUCAGAGCACCAACAUCAGCAGAGACAGCGUCUUCUCUGGAAGCCCUUACACCACCGUGGAGAUUGUGCUCAUCAUCCUGGUGGCUGGAUCUCUGAGCCUGAUCACUGUCAUUGGAAACAUCCUGGUCAUGCUCUCUAUAAAGGUAAACAGGAACCUGCAGACUAUCAACAACUACUUCCUGUUCAGCCUUGCCUGUGCCGACCUCAUUAUCGGCCUUUGCUCCAUGAACCUUUACACCGUCUACAUCGUGAUCGGCUACUGGCCCUUGGGAGCGGUGGUGUGCGACCUGUGGUUGGCCGUCGACUAUGUUGUCAGCAACGCCUCGGUCAUGAACCUGCUCAUCAUCAGUUUCGACCGCUAUUUCUGCGUCACCAAGCCACUCAGCUACCCGGUGCGGCGCAGCACCAAGAUGGCCGGUCUGAUGAUUGCAGCUGCCUGGGUCCUGUCCUUCAUCCUGUGGGCCCCCGCCAUUUUGUUCUGGCAGUUCAUCGUGGGCGGAAGAACCGUGCCACAGAAUGAGUGCUACAUCCAGUUCUUCUCCAACCCGGCUGUGACCUUUGGCACAGCCAUCGCGGCUUUUUACCUGCCGGUGGCCAUCAUGAUCCACCUGUACUGGCACAUCUCCAAGGCCAGCCGCAGCCGCGUGAGGAAGGACAGCAGGAAGACCUCAGGCACCAGUCUGGCAGAAGCCCCCUCCAACAGCCAGGAGGAAGGCUGCGAGAGCAACUGCGUCACUACGAAGCACGCACAGGGAGACGUCGGAGACGGGAGGGAAAAGGAGGCCUGGCAGCCGCAGCAAAACGGCUGCGGUCCAAUUAAGGAGGAGGAAGAAGAAGAAGCAGGCCGGAUCGAUUCCACAUCAGACAUUGUCCAAGCGUCAACAUCUAAAGACUCUUCGGGCCCUGCCGCAUCCCGGAAGAGGUCAAAUAAUGGGAAGACUCUAACACAGCCCCCUUCCCCACAGAACUCAGCUGUUGACAGACAAAGCAUGGUUGCCAGGACUCUUCUGAUGGUCACAAAGCGUACGGUGAGCGAGAACGUGGUGGCAAAGUGGAGAAGGAAAGGCAAUUCUUCCAGGGAGAGAAAAGUGACGCGCACCAUCAUGGCAAUACUGGUCGCUUUUGUUGCCACGUGGACGCCGUACAAUGUGAUGGUCCUGAUCAACACCUUCUGUUCCAUCUGCAUCCCCAACACUCUCUGGACCAUCGGGUACUGGCUCUGCUACAUCAACAGCACCGUCAACCCGGCCUGCUACGCCCUCUGCAACACCACCUUCAAAAACACCUUCAAGCACCUGCUGCUUUGCCAGUACAAGAAUAUUCGUGGACGAUAAAACGCGAGCACUAUCUCUGGUGACGGAAUCAAAACAAUGUGAUCUACCCUGUAGAAAAGAAUAGUAUUGAAAACAUGUGAAAGAUAGGUUGGAUUUGUUCUUCUCGUGCACUUACUCCAUUUCUUUUAAAGCGAAAGACCUUUUUCCCCUCCACUAAAAGAACAUGUGUUGUUUUAUUUGUAAC
This is a messenger RNA of Menidia menidia (Atlantic silverside), 1703 nucleotides long. NCBI's taxonomy places the organism in Eukaryota, Metazoa, Chordata, Actinopteri, Atheriniformes, Atherinopsidae. The record is from the annotation of a GenBank genome assembly.